Trifolium pratense (red clover) is the source of this 1631-nucleotide messenger RNA. Its product is annotated as protein S-acyltransferase 11-like. The record is from RefSeq and is a predicted model, not a curated record. The coding region runs from base 267 to 1223 and encodes 318 amino acids. NCBI's taxonomy places the organism in Eukaryota, Viridiplantae, Streptophyta, Magnoliopsida, Fabales, Fabaceae. Gene Ontology annotation, molecular function: palmitoyltransferase activity. The transcript is spliced from 4 exons.
AGAAAGGAAAAAAAAAAAAUGAUUGUCAAAAAAAAAAAAAUGAAAAACAAAGAAAAUAAAUAAAACAUGAAAAAGAGACGAACAAAUUUAUAAACCCAGCUUAUUCUCUUACAAGUUUGAAUUUCAUGGCUUCUUCUUCUUCUUCGCCCGAGUUUGAAAAUUUUGUAGCUUCCUUGGUUGCUCAUGUAAGUCACAUAUAGGAGCAAUAUGGAAAUGAGGCUACUGAUAAUUAUGAGACAACCUGCUGGGGUUGUGGACUUCGCGUUAUGCUUCCAUCGUGUGCAUCUGUUUUCAAAUGUGGUUGGUGCGGGGCCAUUACAGAUCAUAACAAAAAGAAACAUGAUGAAAAGUGCUUUGGGUGGAGAGUACUGCGUGACCGAUGCUUUCUUUCUGUUGUCAUGGUAUUUAUGUUCUUUGUAAUACUUGGUGGGGUGUGGGCAAUCUACCCUGUAGUCUUCUCUGUCAGUCUUCUUUGGGGAAUUUUUCACUCAAUCAUUACAACAAUAUUGUCCAUAGCUACAAUUUCCUUUUUUAGCCUUGCAGCAUUUAGGUGUGCUGGAACACCCCCAAAUAUAUUAUGGGGAAGCUACCCGACGGUAGGGAAAGGUGACCUUGACAAUUAUAGAUUCUGUCACUAUUGCUUGAAGCCAAAGUCACCUAGAGCACAUCAUUGUCGUUCAUGUGGAAAAUGUAUACUGGAUAUGGAUCAUCACUGCCCAUUUAUUGGGAACUGUGUUGGUGCAGCUAAUCACUACAGCUUCAUUUGCUUCAUCAUUUCUGCAGUUUUGAGCACAAACUAUGUCUCUAUAAUGGCUGUGUAUUCUAGCUGGCAUAUGUGGCCACCAUUGUCACACACCCUCGGACGCUUAAAGGGGAUUACUGGCCGAGACGUAGCAUGGAGAAUUAUGAAUGAAAUUUUUAUCGCCUUCCUGAGAUCUGCACUGUUUCUAUCGUCUAGAGGACUUCUUCUUUUGUAUCUGUUUAUCGCGAGUUUUUCAUUGCAGAUAGGAUUGAGUGUUCUUUUAUGGCAGCAGCUCUCUUUGAUAUAUGAAGGGAAAACUUAUUUGAGUAACUUAAGUUCACAGGAAGAUAAUGAAGAAGAAGAAGAAGAAGAAGAAGAAAAGAAAGAUUGUCAAAAUCUUGUUAGAUUUUUCGGUCUUCAAUAUUCUGUAUCAAGAUUUUUGUCAAUUUUCCAUGUUACUCGGAAGAGGCACGACACAUAAGAGGAAACUGUUAUGUUUUGUAGUCAAUGAUGUCUUACUUUUUUUCACAAUUGUAUCAAAAUAUUUGUAUCUUUAUAUAGGUAUAAUCCAGAAAUUUUAAGAAAAUACCACUGCAAAAAAUAUAUACUUGUUAAGCAUAAAUGUACUUGUUUACAAGAGGAGAUAGAAGUCUAGUGCAUUAUGUCUGCUGAUAGAUUAGCCUCUUAUGAGACUUUUAGGUUUGUUUGUUUUAGGUAGAGAGAGAGAGAGAGAGGGGGAGAAAUACCAUUAGAUGUGAUUAUGCGGAUCUAUGAUAUAUUAGAAAAGAGUAAAAAUUUCACUCAUUCCUCUGUGGUAACUACAUGAUAUAUAUUAUAUAGAUACCUUGUUAUAUAUUUGCUUAAUAAUCCCAAUUCUAAUAACCUUGAC